GGAUACAUGACACAGUUGUUUGGGAGGAAAGCUUUCUUCUGGAAAACCGUUAACGUCCACAAAACUACCGACGAGGUUUGGACAUCGUAACGGCUGAUAGCGCCGUCUAAAGUCGGCCGCGAUGGAGGCGGUCCCCCGGAUGCCGAUGAUCUGGCUGGAUUUGAAGGAGGCAGGAGAGUUCCAGUUCAGCCCGUCCGUCAGGCAGUUCAUCUUGAAGAACUAUGGAGAGAAUCCGGACAACUACAACGAACAGCUGAAGAAACUGGAGACAAUGCGGCAGAGCGCAGUGAAUGUGACGAGGGAUUUCGAGGGAUGCAGCACACUGAGGAAGUACUUCGGCCAGCUGCAUUACCUCCAGAGCAGAGUUCCCAUGGGAUCGAGCCAGGAGGCUGCUGUACCCAUCUCAUGGACUGAAAUUUUCUCUGGAAAAACAGUCACACAUGAUGACAUCAGCUAUGAGCAAGCCUGCAUCCUCUACAAUCUUGGGGCCCUGCACUCCAUGUUGGGAGCCAUGGAUAACAGGGUGUCUGAGGAGGGGAUGAAGGUGUCGUGUACCCACUUCCAGUGCUCUGCCGGGGCAUUCUCCUACCUGAGAGAUCAUUUCAGCCACAACUUCAGUGUGGACAUGAGCCACCAGAUCCUUAACCUCAACAUCAACCUUAUGCUGGGCCAGGCUCAGGAGUGUCUUCUGGAAAAGUCCAUGUUGGACAACAGGAAGAGUUUCCUGGUUGCACGCAUCAGCGCUCAGGUGGUGGAUUACUACAAAGAGGCCUGCAGGGCUCUGGAGAACUCGGAGACAGCCUCCAUGCUGGGGAAGAUCCAGAAGGACUGGAAGAAACUGGUUCAGAUGAAAAUCUACUACUUUGCUGCUAUUGCACAUCUCCAUAUGGGAAAACAGGCUGAGGAGCAGCAGAAGUACGGAGAGCGGUUAGCAUACCUGCAGAGCUCCAUGGAUAAACUCAGUGAAGCCAUCAAGCUGGCCAAGGGUCAACCUGACAGUGUGCAAGAGGCCUUGAGAUUCACCAUGGAUGUUAUCGGUGGAAAGUUUAAUUCAGCCAAAAAGGACAACGACUUCAUCUAUCAUGAGACGGUUCCCUCUCUGGAGACUCUGGCCUCAGUCAAAGGUGCACCACUGGUGAAAGCUCUACCAGUCAACCCCACCGACCCCAGCGUCACUGGACCAGACCUGUUUGCCAAGUUGGUGCCAAUGGCUGCUCAUGAAGCCUCUUCUCUGUACAGUGAGGAGAAGGCCAAGCUGCUGAGGGACGUCAUGGUCAAGAUAGAAAGCAAGAAUGAGACACUAGAACAGUUCAUGGACUCUCUGGGCUUGGAGCCGGAGUCUGUGGACAACCUGGACAUGUACAGUCACAUCCCUCCGGUCCUGAUGGAGAAAUGUGCUGCGCUCAGCGUUCGACCCGACACCGUCAAGAGCCUCAUCCAGUCUAUGCAGGUGCUCUCGGGCGUCUUCACUGAUGUGGAGUCUUCACUGAAGGAGAUCAGGGACGUCCUGGAGGCAGACGAGGCCGGCGUGCGAGCCCUCCAGGAGGUCGGCGGCCCCGCUGCUGGCGAGAUGCACCCAGCGGCGCAGGGUCAGGCUCUGGCCGAGAUCCGCAGGGACCUGGAGAAGUACAUGGAGGCCCACGAAAAGGCCAGUUUCACCAACACGGAGCUCCACCGGGCCAUGAACCUGCACAUCAGCAACCUGCGUCUGCUGGGGGGGCCGCUGGAAAGUCUGAGAGAGGCCCUGCCCCGGCCCCAGCUCAGUGAAGAGGAAGUAGCAGGGCUGCAGUGUAUGAAGCGGAUCCUGGGGAAGGUGCAGGAAAUGAGGGAACAGAGAAGCUCUUUAGAGAAACAGCUCCGCGACCUCAUCCAGCAGGACGACAUCACCUCCACCCUCGUCACCACUGACCGGGCCGACAUGAAGCGUAUAUUUGAGGACCAGCUGAAGAAGUACGAGCAGGUGAAGGUGUACAUUGACCAGAACCUGGCGGCUCAGGAGAACAUCCUGAAAGCUCUGACGGAGGCAAAUGUUCAGUACGCCUCAGUUCGCAAGGGCCUGAGUCAGACCGAGCAGCAGUGGAACAGCACGGUCCAGGGACUGGUGGGCUCGUACGAGGCCUACGAGGACCUGAUGAAGAAGUCACAGGAAGGGAAGGAGUUCUACGAUGACCUGGAGGCCAAAGCGUCCCGUCUGCUGGAGAGAGCCAAGGCCCUGUGUCAGACGAGGGCAGAGGAGAGGAAGCCCGUCCUGGAAAAAGAGACUCAGAAAAAGCCUCCAGCACGGCCCACAGCGGCUAAACCCUCCCUGAAGCCAAAGGCUCCAGAUGCCGACUCUGCCUGCUCCAGCCUGGAGGACCCGGAGCUGGCCCAGCUCAGUGCAGCCAUCUUGGCCUUGGGGGGUGACCUACCUGAGGAGCUCCGCAGCCUCCCCCCUGACAUGUCAGCCCUCCCCACCACUCGUAUGCCCGGUCCGGAAGCCUUCAUCCCUCCUGGUGCUAACCUGGCCGGCAGCAGCUCUCUGCCUUGGCCUGGUGCUCCAGCUGCUGGUCUUCCUCGCUUCCCCGCCAACCUACCGCCUCCAGAACUUCUGGCACGGAUAGCUCAGUUUCCUACUUCAGGGGCUCUAGCAGCACAGGGGCCCCUGCCACGAGGGCCCCUCCCUCAGAUGACUCCACAGAUGCCUCCGCAAAUGCCACCCCAGGCAGCGGUGUCAGGCUAUCGGCCACCCCCUCCUCAGGCUCCACAACCUGGCCCUGUUGCCCCGACACCAGUCCGGCCUUCAACCACCACUGUGGACAGCAUCCAGGCCCCCAUCCCCAGCUACGCCCCCACACCACACCACCCUGUCCCACCUGCAGCCUCAGCGGGCUACACUGUGCCUCCACAGAUGGGGGCCUAUCCACAGUUUAUGCCCCAACCAGGGAUGCCCAUUCGAGGCCCAGGGCAAACUGCUGCGCCCCAACCUCAGCAGCAGAAGCACCCCCAGCAGUACCCCCAACCCCUCCCUCAGGGGUACCAGCCUGGACCAAGGGCUAUUCCUGGCCCUCACCCUCACCCUCCCCAGCAAGCCUACCCCCAUGGAUAUAUGCCCCCACAGCCUGGUGUUCCUCCCCAGUACCAACAGGCAUUCCCUGGGCAGCUGCAGCCUCAGCAACAAAAUGGCUUUCAGCCUCGGAUACCCCAGGGCUAUCAGACUCCACAGGGCUUUGUGCCCCAGCCGCACCCCCAGAUGAUGCCGGGCUCCAUGCCAAGGCCCCCUCAGGUCCAGAUGCCCCCUCAUGCUGCGCACCCACAAAUGCCCUCAACGUCUCAGCCAGCUCCCCCUGUAUCUCAGCCCUACCUGCCCCAUCCCAGCCAACAGAUGCCCCCCGGACUCCCUCACCAACACAUGUUGCCCCCCAAUGCCCAGCAGAUUCCGCCCCACCCACAGAUGCAGAUACCAGGUGGUCCCAGAGCACAGAUGCCCCCAACAAGUCAGCCAAUGCCUCCAGUCUCACAGAACUACAUGCCCCCCACUAGCCAGCCCAUUCACCCCACCCUGCACCCACAGGUGCCUCCUGCCUCACAACCUCAUAUGGUCCCUGGUCCUCAGGUCCACCUGCCAAGGGGCCCUAUGCCCCAAAUGCCCCCCGGUGCUUUACCCCAGCAGCACCACCCCCACCCUGGACAGCCCCCUGUACCAAACAUGCCCCAGCAGCCCAUGCGGAUGCCCAGCCAACCCCAGGCUCAGCCCCCUCACUCUGGGGGAGUGUGCUACCCAGGAGGGCCUCCAAUGAUGCCCCAGCAGCCCCUAGCACCACAGCCCGCGGCUCCCCAACAGCCUCAGGCCCCUCUCCCCAUGACCCAUCCUCAACCCUCUACUAUGUACCCUUCAGCUCCAGGACCAAACGUACCUCCAAGUGCCCCGCAGCAGCCCACUUCCAUGGGCCCACAUGGUCCUCACGUCCCCCCAACACAGCACAUGAUGCAGCCCUCACCUGGAGGUCCUUCAACGGCUCAAGCACCCAACACGGUCCCUCCUUCCCCGUCUCCUUCCCCCUCUCCGUCCCCCUCUCCAGGUUCUACCUCUCUGGGGCUGAACCCUCAGCAGAGACCCACACCAACCCCCACCCCCGGAGGCACAGCCCAACCCACUCUUCCCUCUCCCUCUACUGUCUCUCCCUCCACGUCGCUUUUUCAACGGCAGAACUCCAGCACAGACGACCUCCUCUCGUCGAGCCCAGAGAGCCAACCAGGAGGCACCAAGGCCCCCACCAACGUCCUCCAGCCCACUAAAGCCGACCCGCAGGAUGGCGAGCGUCGAAAGAAGAGCUCACAGGGAGUUCUCUUGAUCCAGGGCGACCCUUACCAAGCUCCGGAGCGUGUCGCCCGGCUUCACAGUGAACUGGAACGUUACAGAGCCCAAGUAGACUCCCUGGAGCACCCCUCGGAGACCGAGGGUGGCCUGUCGGUGCUGGACGCCCGCUGGAAAGAGCUGCAGGACCAGCAGGAGAAGGACGCCCGCCAGCUCUCCAUCGCCAUCGCCCGCUGCUACACCAUGAAGAACCGUCACCAGGAUGUCAUGCCCUACGACCUCAACCGCGUGGUACUGCAAUCGGGCAAAGACGACUACAUCAACGCCAGCUACGUGGAGGACCUGUCGCCGUACUGCCCGCGCCUUAUCGCCACACAGGCUCCGCUCACCGGCACGGCCGCAGACUUCUGGCUGAUGGUGUAUGAGCAGAAGGUGUCACUGAUAGUCAUGCUGGUUUCAGAGCUGGAGCUGGAUAAGGGAAAAGUUCUGCGCUACUUCCCAACAGAGCGCGGCCAGCAGCUCUCUCAGGGACCAAUCACACUCAGCCUGACCACGCAGAAGACGACGCCGACGCACGUGGAGCGCAUGAUCAGCCUGCAGUACCGCGACCAAAGCCUGAAGCGCACCGUCGUCCACCUCCAGUUCACCUCCUGGCCCGAGCUCGGUCUUCCUGACAGCAAGAGCAACCUGCUGCGAUUCAUCCAGGAGGUUCAUGGACACUACCUCCACCAGAGGCCCUUACACACACCUGUCGUGGUGCACUGCAGCUCGGGCGUCGGACGCACCGGCGCGUUCUGUCUGCUGUACGCCGCUCUGCAGGAGCUGGAGGCGGGAAACGGGAUCCCAGACCUCCCACUGCUGGUGAAGAAGAUGAGGCAGCAGAGGAAGAACAUGCUGCAGGAGAAGCUCCACCUGAAGUUCUGCUAUGAGGCCGUGUUGAAACACGCCGAGCACGUCCUGCAGCGCCACGGCAUCACUACUGCCACCUGCAGCAAGAACACCAACUCUGCAGCCACAAAGCCUUACUUGAGACAGGAGUCCCAGCAGGAUAUCGUCCUCGGCGGCGACAUGCCCAUCAGCUCCAUCCAAGCCACCAUCGCCAAGCUCAGCAUCCGGCCGCCCAGCGCCACAGACCCGGCCAUGGAGGCCCAGUGUGGCCUGGAGGAGCAGGUCGGCACCUUCUUACCUGACCUCGACUCUCUGGGCGACAUCCAGCCGCUCCAGGACCCCUGUCACCCUACAGACGCCCAACCCCCUUCCUCCUUCAGCCCGCCUCUCUCCUCCCCUGCCCACUCUCCACCCCCACCCAACGGCCUGGAUGCCGUCUCCCCUUCCCCUCCAGCAGCCAACCACCAGCCGGUCCCAGAGGCUGCGCCGAGCAUCAGCCCGCCUCCUGCUUCCUCUGCUCCUGCUCCUUCGUCUCUGGAGCUGCUGGCUUCGCUGACGCCCGAGGCCUUCUCCAUGGAGGGAGGAGGGAAAGGGAAGCAGCGGGUCACCAAACAGAGCUUCCUGCAGCCGGCAGAGGGUCAGGGUCUCCACGGGACUCGAGAGGAAAAAGGUGACGACCCGCUCAGUAGCCUGGACCCACUCUGGAGCCUCAACAAGCACUGAGACGAGUCCACGGCACGCUGCCUUUGUCUCACUCCACCACCAGGCGUCGCGGAGGCCUGUAGCUUUCUAAUCUCGCUUUUAAGAAAAAAAACACGCUGAAUCCUGGGAAAGCUGGUGACGUGUUAGCGGUGUAGAUUACCAAGAUGUGCCUGGUGGCAGAUGGUAGGGGUUCAGUUUUGAAGUUUGGUGAAUUUCCACUGAAACACAAACACACUCGCUUCUCCUUCCAUCACCGGCGGCUUCUGGGACCAGAUCACUAUGCACUCGUCUCGUAUCCGUUCAUUCCUCCUGUCGCUUUUCUGCUGCUUUUCUUUACAUGUAUGUGAUGGAUGGAACCUGUUCUGCACUUCCAGCACCAGAUCUGGGCACGACAACAACUACAACAAAAAAAAACUCCCAGCAUGCACUCCAUUAUCACAGUCUCAUCAAGGCAUCACCAGGUAGUGACAGUGUUCGGCUGCUCCCUUCUGCGCUGGUCUGCGAUCGUUUUAAUGUCUGCAAUAACGGAUGAGUGGAGCUGAAGCAGACAGGCUGAAGGAGCUGGGUGGAGCUAUUUUUUAAGACACAAAAAAAAAAAAA
This is a messenger RNA of Seriola dumerili (greater amberjack), 6484 nucleotides long. It is a transcript of the gene ptpn23a, whose product is annotated as protein tyrosine phosphatase, non-receptor type 23. NCBI's taxonomy places the organism in Eukaryota, Metazoa, Chordata, Actinopteri, Carangiformes, Carangidae. Gene Ontology annotation, biological process: early endosome to late endosome transport; endocytic recycling; protein dephosphorylation. The transcript is spliced from 24 exons. The coding region runs from base 122 to 5905 and encodes 1927 amino acids. The record is from RefSeq and is a predicted model, not a curated record. Gene Ontology annotation, molecular function: protein binding; protein tyrosine phosphatase activity. Gene Ontology annotation, cellular component: endosome.